This is a messenger RNA of Carassius carassius (crucian carp), 4619 nucleotides long. RefSeq names its product period circadian protein homolog 2-like. The record is from RefSeq and is a predicted model, not a curated record. Bases 304 to 4446 code for a protein of 1380 amino acids. NCBI's taxonomy places the organism in Eukaryota, Metazoa, Chordata, Actinopteri, Cypriniformes, Cyprinidae. Gene Ontology annotation, molecular function: transcription corepressor binding; transcription cis-regulatory region binding. The transcript is spliced from 23 exons. Gene Ontology annotation, cellular component: cytoplasm; nucleus. Gene Ontology annotation, biological process: circadian regulation of gene expression; negative regulation of transcription by RNA polymerase II; entrainment of circadian clock by photoperiod.
AGUUUGAAUUCAGGUCAUGCUGCGAGCUCGAGAGAUCCAGGGCAGCGGUGUGAGGGAGCAUUCUGUGCUGAAGUGUGUCAAACUGACUCCGCGGCUCGACUGGAAUUUUAGGAAUAUAUUUUACUAAGCCGGACUUUUGGCCGGACAGGACGGGGACCUUCUUUGAGACGUGCUUCUUGUACGAAAAGCAAGACUGUUUAAGUUGUCAGAAAUACAAAUGUUGUCUACAUUCCUUCUAUGCUCCCCAUCAUGAAUAUGAUCUGAUCUGCUGGCUCCUUGCUUCACUUCUUCAAAACUAUUCCAAUGUCUGAGGACUCAGAAUCCAAACCGUACCUGUUCUCCUCCCUGGAGGGGCAGAAUGAAGCAGCCGGAUGCAGUUCAAUGUCGACAAUGCAUCGUAUGGCCAGUUUCACAGAGGGGGCCAAACUUGACCUUGCAUCUGAAGGUAGCGACAGCAGCCAAGACACUCCCACCUCACCCCACAACAAACGAAAGAUGGCACAUUCCCUCCAUGAGGAUGUGGAGAUGAAGAGCAGUGGAUCCAGCGGGAGUGGAACAGAGUCUCAUGGCAAUGAGUCUCAUGGUAAUGAUUCCCAUGGAAAUGAGUCCCAUGGCAAUGAGUCUUCUGGGAGUUCCAAUAGCCGAAGCAAGGAUUCGGCGCUAUUAGAGUCAUCGGGGAGUAACAAAAGCUCCAACUCUCAUAGUCCUUCACCACCCAGCAGCACGAACGCCUUCAGCCUUCUGAGUGCCAGUUCAGAGCAGGACAACCCAUCUACCAGCGGCUGCAGUAGCGAAGAAUCCGCCAAGGCAAAGACACAGAAAGAAUUGCUUAAAACUUUGAAAGAGCUGAAGCGUCAUUUGCCGCCAGAAAAGAGGAACAAGGGCAGCAAGUCGACGACGCUCAACACUCUAAAAUAUGCCCUGCGCUGCGUCAGACAGGUGGAGGUAAAUGAAGAAUACUACCAGCUGCUUAUGAUAAAUGAUAGUCAGCCAUCAGGGUUUGACGUAUCAUCAUAUACUAUAGAGGAGAUAGACAGCAUCACCUCUGAAUACACCCUCAAAAACACAGAUAUCUUUGCAGUGGCAGUGUCACUCAUCACUGGAAAGAUUGUCUAUAUUUCAGACCAGGCCGCCUCCAUCUUGAACUGCAAACAGGAUGUGUUCAAGAAUGCUAAGUUUGUGGAGUUUCUAACACCGCAGGACGUUAGCGUGUUUUAUAGCUUCACCACACCUUACAGGCUGCCGUCUUGGAGCAUGUGCACUGGCGCAGAGUCAUCACCUUCAGACUGCAUGCAGGAGAAAUCCUUCUUCUGUCGCAUUAGCGGUGGUAAAGAGUGUGAGGCAGAUCUGCAGUACUAUCCCUUCAGAAUGACUCCUUAUUUGAUGAAGGUUCAGGAUAUGGAGCACUCUGAAGAUCAGUUCUGCUGCCUCCUGCUGGCCGAGAGAGUGCACUCCGGCUACGAAGCUCCAAGGAUCCCCACAGACAAACGAAUCUUCACCACAUCACACACUCCCAGCUGUGUGUUUCAGGAUGUGGAUGAGAGAGCCGUUCCAUUACUAGGAUACCUGCCUCAGGAUUUGAUUGGCACACCUGUCCUGCUGCACCUACAUCCCAGUGAUCGACCAGUCAUGCUUGGCAUCCACAGGAAGAUCCUCCAGUAUGCCGGCCAGCCAUUUGAACACUCAAUCCGCUUCUGUGCUCGUAAUGGAGAGUACAUCACCAUAGACACCAGCUGGUCCAGCUUUGUCAAUCCCUGGAGCCGCAAAGUUUCCUUCGUCAUUGGUAGACACAAAGUUCGCAUGGGUCCAGUGAAUGAAGAUGUGUUUGCAGCUCCGGCCGUGGCUGAGGGCAAAUCCUUAGAUUCAGACAUCCAGGAAAUCACUGAGCAAAUUCACAGACUCCUGCUGCAGCCGGUCCACAACAACGGUUCGAGCGGCUAUGGGAGUCUGGGCAGUAAUGAUCAUCUGCUGAAUGUGGCAUCGUCUAGUGAAAGUAACAGUAAUGGAACGCGCCUGCGACAAGAGGAAGAGGAUGCCAGGAAAGCCAAACCGAGGAGCUUUCAGGAGAUCUGCAAAGGAGUUCACAUGCAGAAAAACCAGGAGCAGCAGUCCAAGAAGAGCCCUACUAAGUUUCUACAGAAAAGUCCAGUGGUUCGACCCAAAGAUUCUGCGUAUCCUGUGAACUGGAGAGAGUCUCCUGUGGAGCCGCGUGCAGGCCUUCAGGAGGAGCUGGCCUUCAAAGAUCAGACCGUCUACUCCUAUCAGCAGAUUAGUUGCCUGGACAGCGUAAUCAGGUAUUUGGAAAGCUGGAACGUUCCCAUCACAGUGAAGAGAAAGUGCCAGUCCUCCUCAAACACAACAUCCUCAAACUCAGACGAAGACAAGCAGAGAGUGUCUGAAGAGGCAGGCCAUCUGAAGAACCAGCCAGGUCUCUCAUCAUUAGGAGAGUCUAAGAAGCCUCCAGGCUCUGGUGUAGUGAGUCCAUCUCUGACACCACUCGCGCUGCCCAGUAAACCUGAAAGUGUGAUGUCCAUCACCAGCCAGUGCAGCUACAGCAGCACCAUUGUACACGUAGGAGACAAGAAAGAGAUCAUUGAAGACAUCCCUGGCACUGAAGGCAUUGAAGGUCAGGGUCUCGCUGUUCCUCUGGCCACGGUCUCACCGCACAAUCAGGAGCGAGAGGCUUACAAGAAACUGGGCCUGACCAAGCAUGUUCUGGCAGCACACACUCAGAAAGAAGAGCAGGCGUUCCUCAGCCGCCUCCGAGAGCUGCGAGGUGUGCACGCUUUUAAUGCCGACUGCUCCCUCUAUCUGGAGAGACAGAAAGGAGUUACAUCUGAGGCUGUUCCCGCUGCUCGUUCGUCUAAGCAGGGUGGUGGUGGUGCACCUGAGACCAGUGGAACCCGCCGGGGUCGCAACAAGAAAACCAAGACCAAACGAAUUAAGCCGAACGAGUCAUCUGACAGCACACCUUCAGGACGUAGACCACCACUCAAACCUCAGCUGCAGGGCCUCAACCAGACCUCCUGGUCUCCCUCAGACACAUCCCAAUCUACAUUCCCCAUCGCUUAUCCGGCUGUGAUGCCCGGGUACCCGCUGCAGAUGUACCCGGGAGCCGGCGGCGUGCAGCCCAGGGUAGAUGCUCCACUGUCAGGCUUUGGGGAGAGUCAGUGCAGCCAGGAUCCACGCAUCCCGAUGCAGCCUAUCCAAACGCCAUUCUCAGCUCCUCUGGUCACGCCCAUGGUGGCUCUGGUACUGCCCAACUAUAUGUUCCCACAGAUCGGCGGUGCUCCACGGCAGCCAUUCUACCCCAAGCAGGGAACUUUCCCCUCACAGCCUACCUUUCCACCUCAGCCUAGUUUUGCUGCACAGACACCGUUCCCUCAACAGUCCACAUUCACCAUACAGACCCAGUUCGCCCCCCAGAACCCCUUUACUCCACAGACACCAUUUCCAUUCGCGUGUCCCGAGGAACCGCCAAAACCACCUGAGCUGAGGGAGGAGCCUUCACGAAGCCCCACCCCUCAGUCUGUGGGUGGAGGCGGGCCGCCGUCCCCGCCUUUGUUCCAGUCACGCUGCAGCUCGCCUUUGCAGCUCAACCUGCUGCAGUUAGAGGAGACUCAACGCUCUGCUGAGAGACAGGAGUGGACAGCGCCAUCUGUUGUACCGCAGGCAAGCUGCAGCAGUAGUGUGGAGAAAGCAGGAGGUGCAACCGGGCAAACCAAAACUGAAAAGGAUGUGCCACAGUAUGAAGGGGCACCUGUCGACGGUCAGCAUAGUGAUGCGUUCUCAUCAUCUAGUGACCUGCUGGAUAUUCUCCCAGAGGACUCUCGCUCGGGCACCGGCUCUGCCACCUCGGGCUCCAUGGGCUCUGGAUCUAACGGCUGUGGAACGUCUGCAAGCGGCGGAUCUGCCAGCAGAACUGGAAGCAGCAACAACAGCAGUAACUACUUCGGCAGUGUGGAUUCUUCCCAGAAAUCCCAUAAGGCCAAGGGGCAAGGCUCUGGCUCUGGGGCACUGACACUGGAUGGGAGUGAAACACUGAUCAAGUAUGCCCUGCAGGACCCACUGUGGCUGCUCAUGGCUAACGUGAAUGAAGAUGUUAUGAUGUCAUACCAGUUACCAUCUCGUGACAUCGAGAAGGUUCUGAGGGAGGACAGGGAGAAGUUGCGGCAGAUGCAGAAAAGUCAGCCGCGCUUUACAGAAGAGCAGAAGAGAGAGCUGGCGGAGGUGCAUCCCUGGAUGAGAAGAGGUGGGCUGCCCAAAGCCAUCGACGUCAAGGUGUGUGUCGGCUGUGAAGAGAUGAGUGAAACCCUGACAGAAGAGGAUCCACCAGAUCUGCACAUGGGAGAAACGGAAAGCAGUGAUGUCACGGUGCCUCCGGCCAAUAACAGUGAAGCCUCUACACACUCAGAAACACAUGGCUGUCCCGGUCCUGUCACUUGAACUGAACCCCUCUUUCCACCUGUGAAAAUACAAACCUCGUCUGAUCGGACAAAGCGAACAUUUUAGCAUAGAUAAAUGCUUCUGCCGCUGCCACAGACCUUCAUGAAGACUCGUUCUGUUGCUUGUUUGUGUGAGUGUGUACUGAAGUGUGAAUAAAUGAAUGAGUGAGAGAA